AGGAGGUGAUCAAAGUUUUGACCAAUUUCUCAAAACAUUUCAUCACCACAGAUGUGAGGGCAAUGGGAUGUCAUUCAGGUACAGGGUUGAGCUUUUUUUAGGACAGGGACCACAACAGAUUUUUUAAAGCAGAUGGGAAUCACACAUUGAGAGAGGGAGAGGUUGAAUAUUAAUGUCAACACAGGAGCUAACUGUGCAGCGCAGGUUUUAAGGACGCGCCGCACAGUUAGCUCCUGGCGAGCUGUAUUCUAACUCAUGGUGCCUAAUUUUCGAGAAUUUUCUGAAGUGUCUUCUGAAAUGUGUUCUUACGGUUCAACGUAAGAAAAUAUAUAUAUGAUGUAAUUUCUUUGUAAUCAUCCAAAAUAAUGUUAAGUGUAUGGGUAUCGACCAAUCAGGCCACUGAUACGUGCGAUGCAUUGAGUGGGCAACUCGCCGUGUAUUGAGAGGGUGGGUCUGACAGUAAGUCCCGGGCCACCUUUUUCCCCCAGUCUGCCCCUGCUUCAGAUUACUGAUUAUUAUAUAUUAAACUUAGGUUUCCUUGAUGUCCUAAAACCCAACAUCAAAAUGGUGCCCCGCUUACUAAAUACUUGAUUAUAAAUUAAGUAUUUAUAUUUUUCAUUGAGUAAACCAUGCUAAACCUGUAUGUUUGUUAUGAUGUGUUGGAACACUGUGUUUUUGUAGCCUACCAGGAAUGAUAACACAUUUGCAAGUCAAAACGCCAGUGCUCUACUGUGAAUUCAAAUGUGCCACACAAAACCUAGGCCUAGCUUUGUAACAAAGGAAUUUGCAUUUGUAACGGAUAACAAGCUGCUGGAAGCCUUCAAAGAUAUGUAGAGUCUGAAACUCUAGACUUUUGUUUUGUUUUUGCUUUUGGGUAAAAUAAAAAGUGAAACCACUCUCCUUAGAGAGCCCGGGAUAGCUUUACCAGUGUCUACCAGUUUAGUUAGUAUGCAGCAUCGCAUAUAUCCCACACCUCCCCUUGUCAGUUUCUCUCGUCUGGUGGAUUCACCUGCUGCUGCAGUCAUAAGAAAUAAUCAUAAUAAUUCAUAAUAAUAAUCAUAAUAAAUAAUAGUCAUAAUAAAUCAUUGAUUGGUUGCACAGUGUAAAGAACUGAUGUCCACUCCCUAAUUUGUUAAGUGCAAAGUUCUCUAACAUAGGCAGGCAGCUAAUCAAACUGAUCACUUUCAAAUAAAGUCUAAUGGAAAUUGUUAUAUAAGUAAUAGUUCAUUUCUGUUCAUUUCACCUUUUGUGCUAUUAGAGUGUCUAGUUAGCUGUUGAGAAAGUUGGAAUCUUGUGAGCUGUAACUGUAUGUGUUGAUAAUAUGAACAAAAGCCUGUUGUGUGCAGGUGGCCUUAGCGCUAUCUUCGUGUAGCCUAUAAAUUGCCUGUCCUUUUGAGAGCUCAUCAGAUGCUGACAGACUACCCUAUGUAGCUACUCUGUGUGCGUCUAUUCCUUUCUGCAGAAAGCUUUAUUUAAUAAGUGCUUUUACCAAAAAUAUUUCAACAGCUUUGGGUGUAUCCAUUCUCUGAUUUCCACCACAGCAGCCCACACAUUACAAGCAAGGAAUAGGGUUACAAACUACAGGAAGCUUUUGAGAAAGGUUUUACUCACCGUACAGUACAGACAUGGAGACAGUGGUGUUGUUUAUUCUGCUGUCAGGAUGCACCAUGUUUGCACCCGGCCUCUGCAGAGAGUAUUACUUUGUCAUGGCAAAGAAGAUCUGGCCUGAAGCACAGAGUUACUGUAGGACAUACUACACAGACCUGGCCACCAUAGACAGCCUUGAGGACAUGACCAGGCUUACAGCCACAGUCAGCCCUGGUUUCACUGACAAGGCAUGGAUUGGACUGUACGAUGACCUGAACAGCUUUAAGUGGUCUAUAAUAGAACCCGGGUUCUACGGUACUGGGGAGACACAGUUUAGGAACUGGCGAUCAGACCCAAGAGAACCAAAUGAUAAUGGUGGGAAUGAGCUAUGUGUGGAAAUCCUACUAAACGGCAAGUGGAAUGACAUGCCUUGUCAGAGCUUAUGCCAAUUUGUCUGCUAUGACAGAAGAAAAAACGCCAGUCAGUCCUAUGUGUUGGUUGAGCAACGAAAGUCAUUUACUGAAGCCCAGAGUUAUUGCAGACAGUUUUACACAGACCUGGUCAGUGUGAGGAAUGAGACAGAGAACCAGCAGGUUGUAAAGGUUCUAGCUGGUGGUUCCACGUGGAUCGGACUGUACAGAUCCAAGGUCUGGUCAGAUGGAAGCAACUCAUCUUUUCUUUACUGGAAAAAACAGCCAAAUUUGACAGGAGCAAGCUGCACCACAGUUGAUUUCAGUGUGUCAGGCCAAUGGACUGAUGAGGGCUGUUCACUGGCCCAAUCGUUCUUCUGCUACAGUGCACUGACAACAACAAAUGUAGCCCGUACAACUGAACCGACAACCACUCCGCAAACCGCAAUGGAACACACAACUUGUGUUGGGACCACAAGUGUACUGUCUUCUUCUGGUACACAAACAAUACCCUCCACUACCCAACAACAAACAACACCCUUUCCUAAAACAAACACAAUACUUCCUGACCCAAACACAAGCAAAGGUCCUAAAUAUGUAGCUGGAUUUACAAUGAGAUUAUCCUCUCAGACAACACUAACAGAAGCCUAUAUCAAAGACGUGGUCUUACAGCAGAUCCAGGAUGAGCUGAUCAGACGAGGGCUCCCAGGGGUCAUCAUUCUCCGUCUCAGGAACGUUCAAGAGAUUAAACCCUGAGGACACUGAGGCUGAAGGCUGUGAACUCUAUAAAAAAUACUAUUGAGACUGUUCAAACAUCAUUUUUGAUGUUUUUAUAUUCAUAUUUUUUUAUGCCUUAAUCAGUUACUUGGAAUCUUACUAGAAUUAUCUGUAGUCAGAGUAGGCCAAUGUAAAAAUUGCAUUUGUUUUUUGUAGUACAGUUCCGGGAAAUGUGCUCACCUUUUUAUCCAAAUGUGACUGGAUUAAAUAUUUAUCAAGUCGUUGAAGGUUACAUGAUAAUUUAGGUGAUGCUAGUUUAACUGGCAUGUUUAUAUCAAAUGUUUUAAAUCUUAAUCCAGAUUGCAGCAUUACAGAUUGUUGUUUGAUCAUUUUAGUCAAAUAUUGUAGCCACUAAUCAGUUAAAUAUUAAGAGGCUGUGAUUAGACAUUUGUGUUAAUGGUGAGAUUCAAGACCAAUUAAAGGUUGAGAAUUAUGACUUUUUAAGUAAAUUUUGUUGAUUAAGUAAGGGAUAAUGCCCGACGAGGUGUCCAAUAUCACCUGAUAAUGGACGAUGCGGAGGCGUGAACCGUCGGACGCGCAGCUGAGGACGGUUGCUUCCGCGGAGUCCAUUAUCAGGUGAUAUUGGACACCUCGAAGGGCAUUAUCCCGCUUAUACCAU
Molecule: messenger RNA, 3393 nt
Organism: Hypomesus transpacificus
Lineage: Eukaryota; Metazoa; Chordata; Actinopteri; Osmeriformes; Osmeridae
Product: macrophage mannose receptor 1-like
Exons: 8
Coding region: 1626-2753 (375 amino acids)
Source: RefSeq, a predicted model, not a curated record